AUGAAUUACUCAAUGCCUCUUGUCGGGCACAGCUUGGCCAUCUUCAUCUGCGCGGCAGUAAUGAUGGGGGUGAGUAUCAUGGCGGUCGCCUUGCGCACGUUUGUUCGUCUUUACUCGGUCCAUGCCUUUGGGUGGGACGAUGCCCUGAUGGUAAUCGCAUUGGCAUUCUUCAUAGCUCUGGACGCAUGCUGGAUGGUUGCCUCCAAGCGAGGAGUUGGCCACAAGAACGAGGAAUUUACCAAUAUUGAAACACUAGAGCAAGCACUUCGAUGGUGGUGGAUCUGUCAAACGCUCUAUAGCUGGUCUGCCGCUAUCGCCAAAACAUCCAUUUCUGUUGCGCUACUCCGACUAGCCGUGCACAAAAUGCAUCGCAUUAUUCUCUGGACAGUCACUGGUCUAGUGAUUCUGGCCGGGCUGAUGAUCUGGCUGGUCUUCCUCGCCGGCUGCCAACCGAUCUCUCAUUUCUGGUUCUAUGUCAACCCAAAUCAUCAUGGAAGAUGCAUAUCGCGACAAGUCCUUUUGGAUCUUGGCUAUGUGUACAGUUCUCUCAUCGUGUUCUCCGAUAUAACGCUCGGAAUAAUGCCUGCUGUUCUGCUGUGGGAUCUUCAGAUGAAUCGUUGGACGAAGGUUGCACUAGGAGUCGUCCUCGGCUUGGGAGCCCUAGAGAGCGUGGCCGUAAUCAUCCGAAUCCCGUACCUGCACACAUACGACGACCCCAACCUUCUCUAUGCUACCUAUCAAAUCGACUUCUGGUCAAUCAUUGAGAUCGGAAUUGGUAUCACCGCUGGAAGUCUCGCCACCCUCCGACCACUACUCCUCUUGUUUCUGGAUACCCGUUCCUACUAUGCUGGCACUUCCCCCGCCGCAAAACGCGGCAAAAGCCGUGGCGAACAAGCACACCCCCUUUCGAGCCUGACAAAAGAUGGUCAACGGAGGCGAUUGAAUGACCCAAACAUUUGGCCUCCGGACUUUGCAGGAAAUAAGACGCACAGUCGCUUGGUCACAAUUGUUUCGUCCAGGUUGAGCUUUGCCGGUAGUAGUCAGGAAGAGUUGGACCUGGACAGAAGGCCAUGGCAGGGCCAAAAUCAGGUUAAUAUCUCCACGACAUUCAAGAUAUCCGAGGGAGGGGCAGAAGGAGCGGCGGAGAUGAUAUGAAUGAAUACCUAAUAUGCUACAUGGCGUCUAAUUACAUUUGAAAGUUCUAUUUUUUCAACUCUACUUCUUGCAUACUGAAUAUAUAUC
Messenger RNA from Aspergillus ibericus CBS 121593, 1242 nucleotides. Its product is annotated as pectinesterase precursor. The transcript has 5 exons. NCBI's taxonomy places the organism in Eukaryota, Fungi, Ascomycota, Eurotiomycetes, Eurotiales, Aspergillaceae. The record is from RefSeq and is a predicted model, not a curated record. The coding region runs from base 1 to 1155 and encodes 384 amino acids.